CACUCGUGACAGCCUUUUUAAGUUUCGAACAACGCGUUAAUCUGUUAGUGAGGAGGGACAGAUGGAGAAAUCUAAAAACUUUCGUAUCGACGCGCUUCUGGCUGUUGACCCACCAAAAGUGCAGACCUCGCCACUGGCGCUGGUCACCUCUUUCAUAUCAUCCCCUGAAAGUGUCCAGGCGUCGGAGUUGAACGCAAACUCCGAAUCACUACGGACAGAGACUCCCUCGCCCCCAAGGAUAUCGUCUUGCGGCUUGAUUCUCAAACCGGGUUUCUUGAACUCUCCACAUUCAGGUAUGGUCGGACUACACCCUCAGAGUAGCACGGGGAUUCCUCCGCAAGCUCUCUAUGGCCAUCCAAUGUACACUUACUCAGCAGCAGCGCUGGGUCAGCAUCCGGCCCUGUCCUACUCAUAUCCCCACGGGUCGCACCACCAUCAUCCCACUGACCCCCUCAAACUGACCGCCAGCUCCUUUCAGCUCGAUCACUGGCUCAGGGUCUCAACUGCGGGAAUGAUGCUCCCCAAGAUUCCAGAUUUCAACGGUCAGGCGCAGUCAAAUUUACUCGGGAAGUGCAGGAGACCAAGAACCGCGUUCACAAGCCAACAGCUCCUUGAACUUGAGCAUCAGUUUAAGAUGAAUAAAUAUCUAUCGAGACCCAAACGCUUUGAAGUGGCCACAUCAUUAAUGUUAACAGAGACACAGGUGAAAAUUUGGUUUCAGAACAGGCGUAUGAAAUGGAAGCGCAGUAAAAAGGCAAAAGAACAAGCCGCUCAGGAGGCCGAGAAACAGAAAGGUAAAGGCAAUCAGGACAAACUGGACGGACUGGAGCAGAAGGAUUAUCAGAAGGUAGACUCAGUGAAAAGUAACAGAAUACGGGACUUUAGGGACAGUGACGACGAAGAAGGGGAUAAUUAUAUGUUGCAUUCAUCUGAUUGUUCCUCCGAGGAUGAACGAACCAACGGCAGUGACACAAGUCCACAACAAUGAGACGUUUCUUUGUUCAAAAAAAGAAAAAGAAAAAGAAAAAGAAAAAAGAAUGUGAUUUGCAUGUUUUAUCAUCCUGCCGUCAUUAUGGAAAUCGGAGAACGAUUUGGUUGAGAGGGGGACAUCCACCUAAGUUGUUUGUAACUAACACAUCCAAAUAUUGACUGGAUUCUUCUCCUGAAGGUAGCUUGAUGUUAUGGCAUGUGGUAAAAUAGCAUUAGCCUACAUCAUGCAAAAUAAAAGUGUAUCACUAUCAAUAAUAAUUAGCAUCAGUAGAUGUUUCUCCUCCUGCGUGUUAGAGUUGAUUUCUGAACUCAAACCAUCAACGAGCAGAACCAUAUGUGAUCUGCUUAUUUUUAUACAAUGUAUUUAUAACAAAAUGGCUUUUAAAAUGCAUGUAAAUUAUUGCUCAGCUUUA
Messenger RNA from Myxocyprinus asiaticus (Chinese sucker), 1403 nucleotides. It is a transcript of the gene mnx1, whose product is annotated as motor neuron and pancreas homeobox 1. Lineage: Eukaryota; Metazoa; Chordata; Actinopteri; Cypriniformes; Catostomidae. Gene Ontology annotation, cellular component: nucleus. The record is from RefSeq and is a predicted model, not a curated record. Bases 62 to 988 code for a protein of 308 amino acids. The transcript has 3 exons. Gene Ontology annotation, biological process: endocrine pancreas development; spinal cord motor neuron cell fate specification; neuron projection morphogenesis. Gene Ontology annotation, molecular function: DNA-binding transcription factor activity, RNA polymerase II-specific; sequence-specific double-stranded DNA binding.